Molecule: messenger RNA, 1280 nt
Organism: Bradysia coprophila
Lineage: Eukaryota; Metazoa; Arthropoda; Insecta; Diptera; Sciaridae
Source: RefSeq, a predicted model, not a curated record
AAAAGAUUAUUUCUUGUUCGUUCAAUCAGUUAAACACAGUACCGGCUCGAAAGUGUAAUAAUAAUGAAGCUUUUAAAGUUGUUUCUAGUGUUCGGUUUGUUAUGCCAGACUUUAGGCGACGAGGUAAAGAAAGAAUUUGAUGGUACUGUUAGCUUCAGUGUGGAAAAAGUUUGGUUAAGUUAUCGUCAUUGUGCGUGUUCAUGUGAAGAAGACCCUUGGAGGAAAGGCGUUCAAGAUUUCUACGACGGAUGUAGAGCAGCGUCUAAGUCAUUUCGCGGAAAAGCUUUCGAAGUAGCUGACAGCACAUUAGAUUCAAUUGCGCAAGUUAUAACGAAAUUAAUUGAAUUCACCGAUUCCAACUCGACAAUAUUACAAUCAAGUUCUACUAAUAUGUUAGAAUCGAUUAGCAGAAACAGUCGACUUAACGGUACUAGUUUGAACAUUGCGAUCGAGUUCGAGAAAGUUUUUCCAACAGAAGUUAGAGAAUUCAAUGAUGUUGCUAAAAAAUUGUCGGAGCAUAUUGGUGAACUGACAUGUUCAUUCACAAAUGCUGUUAGCGAUUUCGGUGCUGAACUUUCCAAAUUUAUGAGAGAAUUUCUACAAAGUUGCCGAUUGUUCAAUUGCAAAAAAAGAGUUGAUUUCAAGUGCGUUCUGAAAAAAUACCAAAAACUUACGAACAUUAUUGCUCUCAUUGAUGACACACUAUUGAACAAAUGUGAUCGUGAAGUUUCCCAGGACGUGUAUGAUUCAAUUUUAGUUUUUCAUUUGAUCUAUUUAUAUAUGGGUCUUUCUGUCACAGGAAUCAAUAGUUGUGUCUUAGAUGUGCUCCACGAUCGUAAAUGUUACGUAUCAGAAAGCGUUAAGUUUUGCUCGUUAUCAUUUGAAUAUGCAAUCGUGCAAGUUGUUCAAGCUGUUUCUGGAGUCGUCACAUCAUCCAUUGAUAGCAUCAAAGGUCUUCUAAAGGUAUUCGUCGACAUAGCCGCGACCUUGAAUGCGGUUGUAAAAGGUGUUCUUGGACUGUCUAACGACGUGUUACUAUCCGUUGGAGAUAUAGUUAAGAAUUUAGUGAGCGGUGGCAAAGGACAAACAAGUAUCUUGAAAGGAAUAAUUUAAAAAUUAAAAACGAUGCGCAAUCCGAUUUAUGGAAGUCAUUCCAAAUUCAUGUUGAUAUUAUGAAAUGAAUAAUUAUAAAGUUAUCGUAUGUCAAAUAAGUUGGAUAAAUAAGCGCUUUCUCACACAAUAAGAAAAAUGUAUCAGUAGAUCACUUUGUAAUAAAGUCA